GAUAAAAGUGGCCGCUGAUCCCACUUGAUUUUAAGUUAAAUCAAGUUAAACGGCUUUUGGAGGCUUUGAUUGGAUAAAUUUAAUUUUGCUUUUUGGCAACUGGCUGAACUAAUAAUCUGUCUUUCCAGAGCAGCAGGGUUCUUGUUUUGGCACAGAUCACAGUUUGAAUUAGUUCUGGGCACUUUCCCAUGCAAGACAUUAAUAGCAUCAGUGCCAAAAAUCUAGAGCAUCAUAAAUUGAUAAUCUGAUAUAUCUGUUGAGAUGGUAUGAACAUAUUGCGCGAGAUAUUCUGCUAUGUCACCAAAAAUAUCAACUGAGAUUGAACCGAAAUAUUGAUGCCUAUACUUUUUCAUAUUGGCAGAUAAUUUUUUAAAAAAUAGUUCCUCAAUUAUUUUUUUAACAUAAGUGCAUGACAAGAUAGUGAUUUGUUAUUAUUUAUUUGUUUAUUUAUUUAUGGGUUCAAUUUUCAAAUGAGUUAGUAAAUUUUUAGUUGAACUGGCAAGUUGAUCAUCUUUGUUAUGUUAUAGCAACUGGAAGUUUUCAUGCUUUUAAUUAUGAUGCCUGCUGAGGAGAAUUGUUACAAUAGUUGCAAUUUGUGAUAUUUAUUUUGUUAUUUGGGCAGAUUAUUUUUACUAAUGUCUCAUUCUAAAGUGGGUGAAAAUGAGACUGUUGAAGAUUUAAGGAAUGAGGAUGAUAGAAAUGAAGAUACUGCUGAAAAUAUUUGUGACAAUUCUUCUAGAAAAAGAUCUUGGGUAUGGAAUCACUUUAUCGAGGAAAAAAAUUCUGAAGGGUCAAUAGCUAAGUGCAAAUAUUGUAAAAAAGUUUUAAGUGGGAGCACUAAAGGAGGAACGAGUCAUCUAAAACGCCAUCUUGAAAAUGUUUGCAAGAAGUAUCAAAAGAAUUCGACUAAUCAGCUGCUCUUACUACCAAGUUCAAAAGAUCCGAUAAAGUGUUUCAAAUUUAAUCAAGAAGAGAGUAGAAAAAUUCUUGCAAAAUUUAUCAUAUGUGCUGAGCUUCCAUUUCGUAUUGUUGAGCACACUGUUUUUCUGGAUUUUAUGAGAUCUCUUCAGCCAUUAUUCAAAAUUAUGGGUCGUAAGACUGUAAAACAUGAUUGUAUGGCUUUGUAUCAAGAAGAGAGGAAAAAAUUGCAUGAUGUAUUCAAGAACCUAAGUUCUCGAGUUAGUUUCACUACUGAUAUUUGGACAUCAAAUCAGAAAAUCGGUUACAUAUCUGUCACAGCACAUUAUAUUGAUUCUGACUUUACUCUGCAUAAGAAGAUUAUUAGUUUCAAGAAACUUCCAUACCCUCACACCAGCUUUGCAAUUGAAGAUGCUGUAAAAAAAUGUCUUGUUGAAUGGGAAUUGGAUUAUAAAAUAUGUGCUAUUACUUUGGAUAAUUGCAGCACAAAUGAUGCUGUAAUGAGAAGGCUCCGAGAUCACUUUUGUUAUUCAAUGUUGUUUAGUGGGGAGUACAGUCAUAUUAGAUGUUGUGCACAUAUAUUAAAUAUUAUGGUUCAGGAUGGAAUGAAAAUCAUUCAUGAAGCUAUUGAAUGUAUAAGAGAAAUUGUUAGAUAUGUCUCUGCAUCCCCAUCUCGAAUGCAAGCAUUUAAUGAAAUUCUACAGCAUAUGAGACUUCCUGCUAGAAAAGGACUCACUUUGGAUGUUCCUACAAGAUGGAAUUCUACUUAUGAAAUGUUGCAUGAUGCACUUGGUUAUAAAGAUGCUUUUAUUAGAUAUGCAACUGAGCAUUCAUGUGUAUGCCCCACCAAUGAUGAAUGGAAAAAGGCUUCUAUAAUUCUUAAAUUUUUAGAAGCCUUUCUUGAUGCCACUAAAGUAUUUUCUGGUUGUAAGUAUCCCACAUCCAAUUUAUACCUAAAAGAAGUUUGGGGAAUUAGGGCUUUAUUGAUGGAUGAAAGUAUCGAUACUGAUGAAACAGUGAAGCAAUUAACAAAUGAGAUGCUAAAGAAGUUUAACAAAUAUUGGUCUCAGUGCAAUAAUUUGUUGGUAAUUGCUUCUAUUUUGGAUCCCAGAUCAAAAUUGAUAUUUGUAGAAUUUUGUUAUCAAAAGGCAUUUGAGUUGGAGGAGUGCAAGAAAAAGAUUGAUGAUAUUCGUGCUUGUCUUUUUCAAUUGUAUCAUGAGUAUGUAGAUGCAACAAGAAUGCAUCCCUCGAUGAGUUCAAGUGAGCGAACAUCUAAUUUUGGUGGACAAGAAUAA
Phoenix dactylifera (date palm) is the source of this 2213-nucleotide messenger RNA. Its product is annotated as zinc finger BED domain-containing protein RICESLEEPER 2-like. Gene Ontology annotation, molecular function: DNA binding; protein dimerization activity. Lineage: Eukaryota; Viridiplantae; Streptophyta; Magnoliopsida; Arecales; Arecaceae. The record is from RefSeq and is a predicted model, not a curated record.